Messenger RNA from Vicia faba (fava bean), 399 nucleotides. NCBI's taxonomy places the organism in Eukaryota, Viridiplantae, Streptophyta, Magnoliopsida, Fabales, Fabaceae. The record is from the annotation of a GenBank genome assembly.
AUGCGACCACAACUCAACCUCCUAGUUACCUUAAUCACCCUGCUACACUCAUGGAACUACUUCCCUGUCACACAAGCCGACCCUCAAACACGUUUAAUCAACAAAGGUUGUAGCCAAUACAACGCAACAAGCUUGUCCAAUUUCAACCAAAAUCUAAACGCAACUUUAUCAGACUUGAAAUCACAGGUGGGAAAUGAAAACAAGCAUUUUGCGACGGCACAAUCCGCCAAAGGAGCAAAUCCUGUUUAUGCUUUGUUUCAGUGCAGGAAUUACCUCUCUAAUUCUGAUUGCGCCGCUUGCUUCACCGUCGCCGCCGCACAAAUCCGUAAUUGCUCCGCUGGUUCCAACGGUGCUCGUGUUAUUUAUGAUGGUUGCUUCCUUAGGUACACCUCCACCUAA